UCCAGCGGAAAAACAAACGAUUUUAUUAUCAUUGCAUAAAAUGGCGUAAAAGUGGUAGGAAACGUAAUUAUUGCACACUUCUUUAAUUAUUUUCAAGUUUCCUUAGACAAUCAUGCAAAUAUCAAUCCUGUAAAGUACCUGAGUCUUUGCAAUUGCACCUUAACCAAAAAAAAAAAGCAUUUCGAAACUUGUCCAAGGAAACAGGGAAAAUUAAAGACAGCCAAGUAGAUUUUUUUUCUAUUAAUCAAAGGAGAAUGAAGCAUAAGAAAAAGUUCUGAGUAAGAGCGCUGUCAUGCCCAAAAAUACCCGAAAAUGUAAGAGGAAAGUGAAGAAGAGGCAGACCGGGGCGUCCGUUCUGUCAGCCUUGUCAGUGGAGAGACUAAAAGUGGUCGAGGACGAUAGGUCCUGGGAUGAAAAGGCCGAUGACGACGAAUUUGAUGAUGAACGCAAGGAAGGAGCCGAUGACGAGCAUGGAGGUGCCGGGCGAAGGAGAGGGAAAAGAAAAUACAGUACAAAGGAAACAGAUUCAGAUAUUGCAGAGGGUAUUGAUUUGCCACUCGAUAUCUGGUUUUUGAUCAGUGAGCAUAUCCGUCCUGAAGAUGUUGCGAGAUUUGGUGCAAUUUGUUAUGCUACUUUUUAUGUGAUUUCCACUGGAAGGUUUUGGAUUACUCUAUAUAAAAGGCACCACAGACUAAUCUCAGAACUCCCGCAAGAGCUGACCAUCUGGAACAUGGAACGCCUGCGGGGUCUCAAGGCCAAUGUGAUUCGCGCUCUCUUUUACAUGUACCCUCCAUUCCAUGCUCGAAUUACAGGAGAAAAGCCCUUGACAGCUGAUCCCACUCGGCUGUUGCGCACUCAGUGUGUGUUGCAAUGGCAUAGUAAAGUGGGCAGCCUAUAUAGAUAUUACUUCAAGUUUAGCAGGCAAAUGCAAAAUAAGAAAAGACUCGCGUCAGCAAGAGAAGGCUUGCCAACCCUAAUGGCAAUGGAUAGUCUUAUACAUGUUAAUGACAAUGAAGGUUGCUAUAUAAUGGAGGCCAUCACAAGCUGCAUAUGUGCCGUCCCCAUGGUGAUGGGCGAAUUCCUCCACCAUGCCGGUCUUGGGGUGUCAGCUGACCUGCGUUCUCACCGUUUACACCUUUCACUCGCUCCAGCUCACCUCCUCCCCAGCACAGCCUCAGCCAAGUCACGGAAGUAUCAGGUUCCCUACAAAGAGGUCAUGCUAGAGCCUGUACGUGACGUACGUGUAUACCCUUGGUGGCACCCCCAGUAUUGGAAAUGUGGGAGAUAAAAUUCUAUUAUUGUUACAUCAUUUUUUUCAUAUCAUUUAUAGGUCUUCCAUGAUUUGCAUAAUAAAUUAUAUGCAUUGUUA
Molecule: messenger RNA, 1369 nt
Organism: Penaeus indicus
Lineage: Eukaryota; Metazoa; Arthropoda; Malacostraca; Decapoda; Penaeidae
Gene: fsd
Product: transmembrane protein 183-like
Exons: 8
Coding region: 293-1288 (331 amino acids)
Biological process (GO): regulation of protein stability
Cellular component (GO): SCF ubiquitin ligase complex
Molecular function (GO): protein binding
Source: RefSeq, a predicted model, not a curated record